Messenger RNA from Diachasmimorpha longicaudata, 2210 nucleotides. RefSeq lists its product as uncharacterized. The transcript is spliced from 3 exons. NCBI's taxonomy places the organism in Eukaryota, Metazoa, Arthropoda, Insecta, Hymenoptera, Braconidae. The coding region runs from base 892 to 2115 and encodes 407 amino acids. The record is from RefSeq and is a predicted model, not a curated record.
AUUUUGAUGCUCACAUCGAAAAAGAAAUCGGUAAGUUGAAUUGUCAUGUGGGGUUGAGCAGGUAAUGGAAUUCACGCCAGCGUAUGAGACGAUUGUUAUUUGUUCCUCUACGUUACAGAAGGGAGAGUUAGCCUUAAGAUUGGCGUGUCCUCUCGUUGGAUGAUCUGGAAUGAUGUGUGUGCGAUGUAGGCCGGAGAGCGAAUGUGUCGAUUUCCGGGACAGUGCGACCUUUUAAAGAAAGGUGUAGGAGAGGGGAUGCCUCGGGAUCUCUGGUCUGGGAUUGGCUCGGCACUGUACUCGGGGAAGCUCGGUUUAUGAAUAGGACAAUUCUGAGGUAUUCCCCAGUUUUUAAUGAUAGAUUUCUGGGUUAUUUCCCAGAUUUUAAUGAUGGGGAUGGCGCCGGUCAGGUAGGUGAUUAGCCGCCGAGGGUCUGGUUCAGGACUAGACGCGUUUGGGGAAUUCCCCUUCGAGAUGACAGGGUGCACUGGAGACACAGUCAAUUACGUUUAUUGCCUAAUGAAACCGUUAUAAUGAAGAAUAUUUGCCUGUCGGGGGAGGUAAAGUCGUAUUUUGCAGGCUGUACGGUGGAUGAUAUAUCCUUUCAUUAAAAAUUGUGUCGUUAUCUUUUUCUCAAAUCAGUGUUUAUCAAUGAUAAAUCCAAAGUGAAAGGACAUACCAACGUAUUGGGAUCUCCGGCAGGGGACUACGCGCUCUAGCGGUUGAAACCGUGUACUAGUAAGAGAGAGUUGAUGUCUGUCAUUUGACUGGGCGAGCAAGUAGUUCAAAUUAUUCCACCACAACUAUCAUUUAUUUAAACGUGAAUUUUUAUUAUCGUGAUAUUUUUGCAUAACUCAUUAAAUUUUCUUGAUUGAACAUUAUAUUGUAUUAAUAAUGGAGUUUCCUGAAAAACCCAAUAAAAGUAAAACCUUUUGUUGCGUGUAUGGAUGUCACAGCAAAGCCUGUCGUGAUCCAAAAAUCCGAUUUUACACUUUUCCUCGUGAAAAAGUUGACUUUGUGAAAAUCAUAAAUAAAUUUGAUGAAGAGGAAAUGAUUGACAGACGUCAGGCUUGGAUCAAAGUGUUAAGAAUAGGGAAGAAAGUGUCGAAAUACAUGAAAGUUUGUUCUCUACAUUUCAUUGAAGAUGACUUCAUAUUACCAUUCAGAGCUAAACAGCAUAACACAAUACUGCUUCGCCUGAAAAAAACAAGUGUUCCCUCACUCAAUUUGCCUCCUCAACCUACCACAACAUCUCAAAAUACUGCCAAUGCACCGGAUAACAGAAUUCAUAGUUUUGAAUUACUGAAUACUAUUGAAGAAUUGGUGAAAACGAUAGAUGGAGCAUCAUGUGCAAGUACCACAUUACCUCUCAGAGAAACCAUAAUCAUGACUUUUAUGAAAUUCAAAGAGAACUCGUCGUAUACUAUGUUGGCACUCCUUUUUCGUUGUUCUAUUGACACUUGCAAGCAGAGGAUUGUAAAAAUGAUCGAUCUACUGGAUAGGUGUUUAAAACCGAGCAUCGUUUGGCCAAGUAAAGAAAAUAUCUUGCAAAAUUUACCAUUGUCUUUCAAAGGUUUAGAAAACGUUCGAGUAGUAGUAGAUUGCACGGAAAUAAAAAUACAAAAGCCAUCUAAAUUGUGUUGCCAAAUACAGAGUUAUUCCUAUUAUAAAACUUCUUAUACAAUCAAAUUCAUGACUGGUGUGACACCAGCUGGAUUAAUCUCUUUUGUAAGUAAAGCUUACGGUGGACGUGUUUCUGAUAAUAUGAUUUUGCAACAAAGUGUAAUUUUGAAGAAAAUGGACAAGAAUGAUAUUGUAAUGGCUGACAAGGGCUUCACUGUCGAAGAUCUGUGCAGGAAAAACGAUGUGACACUUCUCACGCCUUUUUUUCUUAGAAACAAGGAGCAGUUUACAAAAACCGAAGCACUCACUAAUCGUAGGAUUGCUAAGGCACGAGUCCAUGUGGAGCGAGUCAAUCAGAGGUUGAAGACUUUCGCUGUACUGGGGAACACCAUGCCAAUUUGCCUACUAAGCAAAGUUGAAGAAAUUUUCAAUAUUAUCGGUGGGAUUGUGAACUUGAGCUUGCCUAUUCUUAAGAACGAUAAGUUUUGUACGUAGAAAGAUAGUUAAUAAAUUGACCUAUUUCAACUUAUCAUAAUUUAUUGCAAAUGAUUUUUUUGGUAAAGAAUUACUGUAUCAACAGGUAGGUUUAC